Molecule: messenger RNA, 1169 nt
Organism: Daucus carota subsp. sativus
Lineage: Eukaryota; Viridiplantae; Streptophyta; Magnoliopsida; Apiales; Apiaceae
Exons: 3
Coding region: 344-943 (199 amino acids)
Source: RefSeq, a predicted model, not a curated record
UCUGUGUCCAAAAGGAGAAUUUAAAAUAAAACCAAAAACAAGAGAAUCUUCAUUUCUUGUUCAUGUUUUAUAUAUUUAUUCUAUCUUGUUCAUCUGUAGGGGUAUUAUUAUAUGAAAAGGCAUGUAGUGAGGGCAAGGUGUUUCUCAUUCAAACAAACCUAUCAUGCCUUUCUAAAGUAGUAUUCAUCUCUCUCUCCCCCCCCUUUAAAGGCUUCUCGAUCAGUUCUUUGAUACCUUCCUUUCUUGUUCAAGGCCACUACUUUUGAUCCAUCUUCUCCCCUCAGUUGCAUGUGCUUUCAGGCAGCUAGCUGUAUUCGAUAUUAAAUUGAUUAGUGCAUACGAGAUGGACAAGGUUUUGAAUCCAUAUGACAAGGAAUGCAUGAAGAUGGCAAUGUUGAGGCAGGAAGAAAUGUUCAAAGAGCAGGUGUUUGAACUCCAUCGCUUGUAUCAAAUCCAAAAGAUGCUGAUGAAGAACGUCUCAAGUCAAAGUAAACGUAACGAAGAAAAGGUUGAUCAGUACAUGAACUUUUCACAUGAUAUGCGUCAACCAGCAGUGCAGGUACUUGAUUUGGAACAGCCUGCUGAAGAAAAGAUUGGUGCGCCAGAGGUGGGAGUUGAGAGUGAGAUUGAGCUGACAUUAGGCCCGUCAAAUUAUUAUCCAAGAAGAAAAGCAGCCGAGACACCAAGGACUACUUCAGAUUCUGGGCUCAGUUUUUCUUCUUCUUCGACUGGCUCUAGCGAUAUAAAGAGGACAGAUUCCAAGAUUCAGAGAAUGACAGAUAGGAGAACAGAGGAAUUAACAGCGCAAAAAUGGGGACUUGUUGAGGUAUCUAAUUCGAACCCGAGUUUUUUGAGCGGGAGAAGAAACAGUUCUGAUAUGGAACAAGAUAGACUACAGCAGCCCCCUUGGAUGUUCCCAGUUCUAAGCCUGAAAAUGACUUAAAGCCUAGUACUACUUGGUAUCUGAGAAUUAACUUUAGAGUUUUAUAUGUACAUUACUAAUUCUGUGAGUAAUUUUAUGUUAUUGUGUGAACUUCAUUUAGUAGUAUCAUGGCCGGGUUUCAGAGUUCUGUGUGAAGAUUAGUUGUUUCCCUAGCUUUCGAAAACCCAUUACAGUCUGUCAAGUGAGUGAUGUUUCAAAUAACUUUCUAAUCAGAAGUUUUCCUGCA